Messenger RNA from Amorphotheca resinae ATCC 22711, 974 nucleotides. RefSeq lists its product as hypothetical. The transcript has 3 exons. Bases 106 to 762 code for a protein of 218 amino acids. The record is from RefSeq and is a predicted model, not a curated record. Lineage: Eukaryota; Fungi; Ascomycota; Leotiomycetes; Helotiales; Amorphothecaceae.
ACUUCUUCAGCUUCAUCUUCGUAAAUUCUCUGGAUUGGAAUCUUCACAUACGAAUACCCCGUCUCCAGUUAUCUCGGUCCUACCCAAUUGCAGGUGUUGAGAGCCAUGACCUCCCGUAUUCUCGUUCUAGGGGCGACAGGCCAGACGGGGAUUGAUUUUAGCAAUGCAGCUCUAGAGGCCGGUCACCAGUUAACUCUCUAUGUCCGGAACCCAUCCAAGGUACCCGAAAACAUCAAAAGUCACGAGAAGGUCAGCAUCGUCGAAGGCCAAUUAUCAGACGAAGAAAAGCUGAAGCAGGCCGUUGCCUCCGGCGCGACUGUUUUUGUUUCUUUUGCUGGACCUACCUUUGGCUCGACAGGAACCCCCGUAUCAGACAGUCUCAAACUCCUCCUCCCCCUCCUAAUCUCCCACAACUAUCAGCGCGCCAUCAUAACCGCGACCUGUUCCUACACCGCGCCCGAGGACCAAGGCGGCUUGAAGUGGAGAGCUGUCGUAGGAUUAAUCCGACUAAUCGGCGGCUCCGCCUAUCACGAGAUCCAGGGUAUCGGCGCCCAGGUGACGAGCCAGGACCCGGCGAAGCUUAAGUGGACGCUGAUCCGUCUCCCGUUCUUGGAUAACGGGGACGCGAAACAUGUCACGGCUACGUUUACGGGGAGUGGCAAGGAUGGUCUGUUUUUGAGCCGGAAGAGUGCGGCGGCUUGGGUUUUGGACCAGUUGGAUAGUGAGGAGUGGGUGGGAAAGUGUCCGGCACUCUGCAAUUGAGUUGUUUCUUUUGGCGGGGGAUUUGGUGGAGUUUGGGAGGGAUUGUUCGAAUUUCUUUUCUGGGAUUUGCUCGUUUUGUUCGGUCUGGGGAGGUAGUUGUGAUAUCCUUGUCUGACCAGGAAGAAGAAUGAUACAUUCAGUUCAGCGUCUUAUCCCAACCCCUCCCGGAAACAUCACGUUGAUUUGUUACUAGUGCUAGAAGCAUAUCUUUC